AUGGUCUCCUACACGUUUAUCGACCCUUCAGAGGUAGCCCAACUGUACCAUUCGGGCCUCGAACCAGGGCGCGAUUUCCAAGUCGUGGAUGUGAGGGAUGAGGAUCGGAUAGGGGGACAUCUGUACGUACUGCACCUGCUCAACCCAAGAUAUGGUGGCUUCAGGUGCGAAUUUGGGUCGAGAUAGGCUCAGCUGUGGCGUCGAUCUACGUCGGACAGCAGGCGUAUGACUAAUUCGCUGUUUCGUGUCGACCGUCCAGACCAGGAUCGAUGCGAGCACCCUCCGAACAACGUACCUUGCAAUCCGUCCAAGACCUCGUGGUCAAGCUGGAAGGAGGUUAGUGGAUCCCACACCGCAACGAUGGGGUCAUUCCAGCCCGCCCUCAGAAGAACGAAGACGGGGCUGACAAGUCGACUUGUUCCUGAUUCGUAGUUCCAAAGGUCAUCUUUCAUUGCACCCUGAGUCGUACGUCUUCGAACUCUGACCUUUGCUCCUAUAUCCCCACCGAUUUAUACUUGCCCAACUUCUGACUCUCCUGCUUCCAUCCCGCGGGGAACCGAAAUGCCCCGGCGAACAGAAAUCCGAGGCCCCAAAGCCGCCUCUCUCUACUGCACGGCACUGAACGAACGACACGACGCACUUGAACUCGGAUCCGCAACAUCAGAUUCGACCAUCAAAAACUCUGGCAAUCCCACACCAGCACCUUCAACUAAGGACUCGACGAACACACGGGCCGCUCAAAACUUUUCCCCGAAUCCUUUCGAGUUGAACGCAUCCGCUUCGGAGCAGAACCGAUCACAGCAAGUAUUGGUGUUAAGGGGUGGUUUCGGCGAGUGGCAGAGGAUGUACAAGGUUCGUCUUGACUGUUUGGACUCGGGGAAAUCGCUCGCAAGCUGAUGAACUUUCUCGAUUCCAAUGCAGGAUGAUCCGAAAUUGGUCGAAGGCUUCGAUCCUUCGAUUUGGGUAGAGGGGGAAGAUUACUAG
Molecule: messenger RNA, 984 nt
Organism: Microbotryum saponariae
Lineage: Eukaryota; Fungi; Basidiomycota; Microbotryomycetes; Microbotryales; Microbotryaceae
Source: the annotation of a GenBank genome assembly